Molecule: messenger RNA, 1203 nt
Organism: Microtus ochrogaster (prairie vole)
Lineage: Eukaryota; Metazoa; Chordata; Mammalia; Rodentia; Cricetidae
Product: KH domain-containing protein 3-like
Exons: 6
Coding region: 1-1203 (400 amino acids)
Cellular component (GO): protein-containing complex
Molecular function (GO): RNA binding
Source: RefSeq, a predicted model, not a curated record
AUGGCCCCUUUUAAGACUUAUAAGUCGCUGGUCCAGCUGAAGCACAAAGAAGGGACCUUAUUUGAAGUGGUCGGAGACUCCAGCACUCUGCCCAAGUGGUUCUGUACCGAGCACCUGGAUGAUCCAAAGACAGUGUACGUGAGUCCUUGGCUCGUGGAAGCGAUGUUUGGCAAGGAUGGAGAGUACAUUCCACACGUCGAGAGUAUGUCACGUACCUUGCUUCAAGUGAACCAUUGGCGUCCUGAAGAGGAUGCAGAGAUUUUGAUAUUCGGGCCUCCUUAUUAUCAAGAUGAUGUUUCACAGAUGAUUUCAAACUUGGUCCAUGACGCUGCUACUCAGCUGUCCCCCGUGGAGGUCCAAGAGGCUUCCACCCAGCUGUCUCUUGUGGAAGUCCAAGAGACUUCCACCCAGCUGUCUCCCAUAGAGGUCCAUGAUGCUGCCACCCAGCUGUCUUCCGUGGAGGUUGGUGAUGCUGCUACCCAGCAGGCUCCUGUGGAUGUCGCUGAGGCUGCCACCCAGCUGUCCCCCAUGGAGGUCCAUGAUGCUGCUACUCAGCAGGCUCCCGUGGAGGUCCAUGAGGCUGCUACUCAGCAUGCUCCCGUGGAGGUCCAAGAGGCUUCCACCCAGCUGUCUCCCAUAGAGGUCCAUGAGGCUGCUACCCAGCAGGCUCCUGUGGAGGUCCAUGAUGCUGCCACCCAGCUGUCUCCCAUGGAGGUCCAUGAUGCUGCUACUCAGCAUGCUCCCGUGGAGGUCCAAGAGGCUUCCACCCAGCUGUCUCUUGUGGAAGUCCAAGAGACUUCCACCCAGUUGUCUCCCAUAGAGGUCCAUGAUGCUGUCUCCCAGGAGGCUCCUGUGGAGGCUUGUGAUGCUGCUACCCAGCAGGCUCCUGUGGAUGUCGCUGAGGCUGCCACCCAGCUGUCCCCCAUGGAGGUCCAUGAUGCUGCUACUCAGCAUGCUCCCGUGGAGGUCCAUGAUGCUGUCUCCCAGGAGGCUCCCGUGGAGGUUGGUGAUGCUGCUACCCAGCAGGCUCCUGUGGAUGUCGCUGAGGCUGCCACCCAGCUGUCCUCCAUGGAGGUCCACGAGGCUGCUACUCAGCAGGCUUUUGUGGAGGUCCAUGAUGCUGUCUCCCAGCAGGCUCCCGUGGAGAUCCAUGAGGCUGCCACUCAGCAGCAUUCUGUAGAGGCCUCUGAGGCUCUGCCCUAG